Messenger RNA from Spirometra erinaceieuropaei, 10360 nucleotides. NCBI's taxonomy places the organism in Eukaryota, Metazoa, Platyhelminthes, Cestoda, Diphyllobothriidea, Diphyllobothriidae. The record is from the annotation of a GenBank genome assembly.
AUGAGUGCAGACUUGUCCCUUCCACCCAACCAGAUUCGAUCUGCAUGUAUACCUUCUCCUUGAACUUACUUCAAACAAUUUGCAGCUUUGGCUUGGGCGACCAAAUGCAUGCAGUCUCAACUGUCGGCCUUCGAAGAAUUCAACCUCCUUGUUGAUUGGUCUUCUGUGUAUUCAACGCUUUGUCCAUCAUAUCAGUCGGUCGUUUUAAAGACUUUUAGAGAUCUCUGGCUUAAGGUAUGUCCGUCCGGACGGCUUAUUUUUCUUGUUUGCAGGGCCAUAUUGUCCGAGAGCUGAAGCCGGUUUACUGGUCUUCUCGAACAAAGUAAGCUCUCGUUUACUAGAUUUUUUGGCAUUUGUAUAGCUCUGCGAUUUCAGAAUCAGAACUCGAAUACAAUCAGGAACACGAGAGUGUUUCUGUCUAUUUUUUAGUUAAGCUCCAUGGUUCAUUGCCGUUCACACCAGGUUUGUUUCGGAGGCGUACUUUAUUCCUGCUAGAAAAGUUCCGUUUGUAUCCUACAUUUAUCGUCGUCUGGACAACAACCCCUUGGACAAUUGUUGCCAAUGAGACAAUUGUUUUCAAUCCCUCAGAAAGGUACUGACACUGGCCUUGCUUAAUGUUUUUUCGUAGGUAUUCAGUCCUUCUAGAUGAACCAAAUAAGCGCCUACUUGUGGUCAGGGACUCUUCUGUCGACUCACUUAACAGUCUUGGUGGCCGUGGACCCUACCGCAGGAUUUCUGACUUACCUUCGGGUAUUUCCUGAGCGAAUUUAUUAUCUAACUUACAGGAGCCGUUCUUCAGGGUUGCACUUAUACUCAUCCCAUUCGUAGCUCCUCCGGCAAAUAUUUUCUUAGGGCUGCUGACUUUGUGGUCAAUAAGGGAACGGGUUUUGUCCAUAUCGCACCAGCCCACGGUCGGGAGGAUUUUGACUUCGCAAAACGCCACAACCUACCUCUUGUAAUACCUACCGCAUUUUACUCCACGUUUAAGUAUAUUUAAUUCUUCCUCUUAACCAAUUUUCUUCUGUUUCCUAGAAGAACUAUGUUGAUGAAGAGGCACGCUUUACUGCUGAUGCAGGUCAAAAGCUGGCCGGCCUAUCAGUCCAACAGGAGGGGACAUCCGCUAGUCAGUCUCUCUUCUUAACUCUUACUAUCAAACCUUGUUUCUUUAACUCCGCCUUUCCUUUCGUCCCCUCGUGUGUCCUGGUUUUAGGUGAACGGAAUUUCCAAGUCUUGUUUGAUCGUUAUAUUGCAGAGACGUUUUUAGCUUACUGUCCUUCCUGGUCGGCUUGCUUGUCAAAUAUCACUCCGUGAAGUAGUCUUUGCUUGUUGUCGUCGUCGUGGCUUCUGACUUCCGCCGUGCUCACUGAUUUAUAUACAUAUUUUUGACAAAUAUUGAAUGUGGAAACAUGCCCACCUCUUUACUGUUAAUGAAGCUCGGUUCGUGCAUCUGGUUGGCAUCAAGCAGUUCUAUCGAGCUUUGUCAUUGAAACCUUUACAGAAGUAGGCGGUAGCUCCAAGUAAACAGCAAAUUGAGGUCUGAUCCAUUCAAAUUUUUGAGGUUGCACUUGGCUUUUGACAGAUGGGCUUCUUGCGAUAUCUUCUGCGGGCAAAAUUUUCUUUUAUCGCAAGGAGUCAAGCCCAACCUCUUGUACUUUACACUGACGUUUCGCAGCCGCAUGUGGCAACCUUAUUGUAUCUGUGGUGUGGCGUGUGGGCUCUUAGGGCAGCGCUUGCUUGUUUAAGUCUGUUCCCAAUAAUGGUAGAUAAAACGAAUCACGGUUUUUUUAGAGGCAGUAGAAGGUCACCACCACAUAUGUGUCAAAACAGCAUGCAAAACUUCCGACAAUAGUGUGUUUUCCAUCCCAAUCUUUUUUCUGUUGUUCCUGAUUGAGUGGUUGAGCACUAGUUCUAUAGGAUUGUUUGCGCAAUACUAAUCGGGCUUUCUUGAAUUAUUUGUAGUGAAAUGUAUACUCUAUCGACCUAUGAUCAUUGCUCCCAUAUCUUUUUCUUUUUCAGUCAUAAAACUGUUGGGCGAGCAAGCUUUAACCACAGAGAAAGUCCGACACAGCUUUCCAUACGAAUGGCGCACAAAAAGACCUGUUAUUACCCGCCUCUCAGAGCAGUGGUUUAUUGACACCAACAAGCUGUGCGAACCGGCUAAAGUACGUCCAAUUAUAUCCUCUUCAGAUCUGUUUUCGUUUUCUAGGCGGCGUAUGCAAAUGUUAAGGUUUUCCCACCAGAUCUCAAGUCCAGCAUGAUGCCCUUUAUCGAAAAUCGACCCUUUUGGUGUAUUUCUCGGCAACGCAUCUGGGGAGUUCCCAUCCCUGUCCUUUACCGAAAAGAUACUCUGUCGCCUAUUGUCGAUCCGUACGUGCAACAUAACCCUUCUGGUUUUAUCCGUGUUUUCAGCCCCAGCCAACUCAUUCAGCACCAGACUGAUUCCCCCGGUUUAUUUGACUACUAACUCGUUAGGCCUAGCAUCAUCUAACACAAGCAUGAAAAGAAGCAGCCUUCUUCCUUUUCGCCCACUCCUAUGACUGGUGCAUGACUCAUUUUCGGUAAACUGAGCAUCAUUAAGUUGUCAAUCGUUGAUAGUUUGAUCCUACUCUAGUUGCAAGAUGUUGGCGAUUGGCGCAAGCCCCGUCAAGUUUGGAGCUUUUUAGGUGGCCUAAAUUACUCCGAAGGUCCAAGUAUUCUUUGGACCAGGAAUAAAGUGAUAGCAGUUUUUUUCCUGUAUCGUGCCUAGGUGAAUGAUUCUUGGACAUGGUAUCGUCGGAUAGUUUGCACCGUUUGUGAGACCUCCGUGUGUCGUUCUCUCAAACGCUGUUACUUCAAGUCGUAGUUUCAACUGAUAGUGCUUGUUUUUAUCCUCUUUAGGGAGUUCAUUACGAGCGUAGCUGACCGUGUCUCCUCUGAGGGUAGCGAGUUUUGGUGGUCGGAACCCAUUGAGGCGGUGGUGUCGAAGUCGUUCUUGCAUAAGGUGCGUUUCCAUGCGCGCUUAUACCUCCAAUAUCAUCAAUGGAUCUCUUGAAAUACAUCCUGUUUUCCGAUAAGUAAGGUCCUCUGCUUGCUUUCUUAGUGGUCGCUUUCAUCGAAGGAAGUUAUCAAAGGCACUGACAUAUUUGAUGUAUGGUUUGAGAGCGGCCUUUCCUGGAGAGCCGUCCUACCAAAGGACUGUAAGUUCUAAACGUCUUCUGUUGCAUGCACAUGGUGACCGUUCCGACCACGUCCUCUAGGGCGCUCAACUCUUGUUAUUUUCAGGUGUCGCCGACGUUUACCUUGAGGGUUAUGAUCAGUUUCGUGGGUGGUUUUCCUCCUCACUGCUUCUCAGCGUCGCCCUAACUGGUCGGGCACCCUUUAAGUAAGGCUCCUCUCUCACUUUUCCCCUCAUCUUUAUAUCUGUUAUUUUUACUACAAAAUUUUAUGAGGUCCAUAACAGUAAACAGUUUUUUUUUCAACUUUUUGCGAUUGGACAAUGCUGACAUGCUUUACCCCUAUAUCCUAUCCCCAUAGGAAUUUAUCGUUCAUUUGUGUGCGCGGGAACCCUGUCACAAACUUCAGAGCUCGCGUAGCCGUGGGUCUUUGUGACCCAAUAUUGUCUGAAUUAAUUCCUGAUCGACCUUGACAGUCACUAGUUGAUGGAAAGGCACUUGCCGUUUAUUACUGCAUCCGUCUAUUACGUCAUCAUCGUCGCCAAGCAAAUAUGUUGGUUAUUUAGGCUGAUCGCUGUCCGCGGCAACAACCCUAUGCAAGGUUGUCUGUCGAUCUUUGAGUGAAAAAAAAGCGUGUUGGCAAAUCAACUUAUGCACGUUGUUAGGCGCGCUUAGAGCGCUGUGUCACCAGAGGUGCAUGAGUUCUAAAGACUACUUGUUUUCCAUCGAAACUGUAGAUGGCACAUCUUUACCGGAGAUCGGUCACAGCAGCCGAAACAACAAACGAUGGUCGCCCUAGCUCUCAAUACCAAAAAGUGUCAAAUACCUGGUCGAACCUGAUCGCAGCACGUAGAUUUAUGGGAGUAAUCUGAUGCUAGUAGCAUAGUUCUGGAAAUGUGUAAUUAGAAGUCAUUGUAACCUUGGUUUAGUGUUGGGCUUACUGGCAUAGCGGGAAUCCGCGGACAUCAGCCUCGGCACCAGUAUGCACGACGACAACCUUGCAUCUAACUCUCUGGAAUUGUGUUGUAUAUUGCUUGGCCCCGAAAAUUAGCUUCAAUCUUUAUGUCUUGUCGCUUCUUGUCACUGUAGAACUUUAGUUGUUCACGGCUUUACAACGGACGCCGAGGGCCGUAAGAUGUCCAAAUCACUGGGCAAUGUUCUGGCUCCUAAGGACCUCCUAAAGCUAGCUGAUAAUUGCUCUGAUGUCCUACGGCGAUGGGCCGCUGCCAGCAGCCUUUCCGCCCACUCGUCUGUCAGCACAGGGGACUUCGUUGCCCACGCUACUUCCUACAAGAAGGUAUUGACGAUUAAAUUUUACUCACUUUUGUUGGCAAUUGGCGUCCCAGACAAUGUUUUUCUACAUUGCAGCUUUUUACCCCGUUUCUGCAUCUUUUUAUCAGCGAUUACUACGUCGAGGCCAAUAAAGUAGUAACCGAGAUUGUGACAUAUGUUUCCCGCAAGUAAAAGGUAACAAGCGCAGAAAUGCGUUAUAUGGACACCCAUAAAACAUAAUCUGCAUUACUUUAUACCCAGCGCCAUGCUGACUCUUAGUAGUUUCGACAGCCAUCUCUCAGUCGUGCCCAGAAAAACACGGCGCAUAUGCGUCGUUUACCGUGUUUAUAAUCAAAUUUUCAGCGAAUGCGUACCCAUGAGUCAUAUGGACCCUUGCAGCCGCUAAAAAAUUUCAAUCUCUUUGAGAUAUUACAAUUUAAAGUACUUGCAAGUGUGUUUAAGUAGUUUGUCGACACUAGGGCCAUGUGGAAACACUGGUUGAUUUUUUGAAGAUGUUGAGUCUCCAACACUAGUUAUUACGAGCCUAUUUUUCUCGUAAACCUUGCGACAGUAGUCAUUCAGGAGAAGUGUUAGGAAAAGUAGUUUUGCUGACAUCCUGGAUUUACUUGUGAAUUUUUGGGCGACUAAUAAUGAUUUGCCCGCGGACAAGCCAGGAGGAAAGUGAGAUCUGCACUCAGAUUUAGUCAGGGAUAGCCCACAAUUCACACACUGAGGACGCGAGCAAAGUUCAGUCAGCUUGCAUUGGGGCUGUGGUAGAGGGCAUCUUGGAAACGGGCAGUGUUUUGUACCUCACCCAGUAAUUUAAGCCAUGAGUAUCGCUGGGGUGUUUUCGUAAGCCUUCGUAAUACGCCUUGAAGUCGGCGUGACAUUUGGCGUUGUCUACUGGCCACGAUACAUCCUUAUGAGUGUGCGGGGAGGCUUGUCGAGGUGCUGCCGACCUUCAGUUAUGCACAUAAAAGCCGGACGAAUAGGGAAUCUUAUUCACUGACAGACCUUUUAUGUUUACCAGCAUGUCCGGCAUGGAUACAAGAUAAGCACUCGCAUGGGAUGCGGUAAAUAAAAUUUCUCUCUUUUUCGGAAUAGUUUCUGUUUCGCGUGGCACCGCCGCCCACAGGGAGACAUAAGUUUUUGUGCUAUGCUGGCAAAUAUCCUCCACUGUAGUGAAGUCAAGAGAGAUUCUUUGUUAACCCUUUUGAACUUAAACACAAGCUUUUCAGUGAGUUCCUCUUGCAGGCCGGCACUUUAUGUAUUGGUCAACAGGUCGAACUUUUUCGUAAGUACGGGUAUUACAGUCUAAUUCGAAAUUCUAACUUGAAAUUUCUUACCGCAUUCUCGCAUGCUUCCCCAUUCCAAAUCCCAAAAGUGCACUUAUUUGAUGAUCGACGGCCUCGAAUUUCUCCCGACUGGUGGGCUUCACCCGCGUACUGUAUGUUUUAAGAUAUGUCCCAUGGAAAUAUUUUAAGAUCCUAGUAAACUUGCACAAUCUAAGCACUUGUUUUUUUUUGAACGUCAGGUAUAGCGGCUGUGCAGUUUUGUGUCCUGAUGUCUACACAGAAGACGUGCCAGUCAUUACUAACUUCCUAUAGGGUUCAACCCAACCGGUUCCAAUGCCCCUGUUAAGAUCAGUCUAAACAUCAAAAUACGGGCUGAAUUGUUUUGUUUCCUCCCACUAUUCUUCCAUCACUGUGCGACCUCGAGUGUCGUUUGGCUCAACGGACGCCUUGCGUUUCACUGUCCAGUAGCCCAUACCAUCAUGGAGCUGCAUAAACUAUUUCUACCACCUUUCCAUACGUCAUCCCCUCCCUUUUCGUAAUUUAUUUACCCAACCUCUGGCCUGAAUCAUGCUUUUUUUCUUCACUAGUUGCGCAACGCAUUUCGCUUUAUGCUUGGGAAUUUACAUGACUUCACUCCAGAUGCUGCCUUCUCCGGAGCAACUGCCGAUGAUCUAUUUCACUUCCUUCUCGACCGCUUCCGUACAAAACCACCUAAGGAUUUCUGCAUCCUCGACGACAUGGCCCUUUGCUUAGUUGGCACUUUCGUGGACGCGUUAUUCAAUUCCUUGUUUCCCAAUUUCAAGUUUGAUACCAUCAUCGCAGAGUCGGAUCGAUUAGUUUCAAGGCUUUCUGCAACGUACUUCAAUUCGGUGAAAGAUAGGUGCGCUUUUGUGUUUAUUGAAUAAUAUUGCGCACCCGGGUACUCAGUCAUACUGUUUUUAUUAUUAUCCCCUGCCUAAAACACCAUGGUUAUUACCUCUGCGUCCAUUGGUGGUCUAUCUCUCAUUUCUCUCAGUCAACUGUCAUGUUUUCUUUCCCUUUUCAACUAACCAUAACCUGAGCAACAAAGGAAUUGUUCGUUUUCGGGUGAACCAGUUGGUUUUCAUGGGAGGUAGUUUUAGCCUUCAGUGCGGCACAGAGGAAGGGAGUGGCGUUCACUAAUCCAUCAUGAUUGCGGGGCGGAAGUGGACAUUUCUGUUAUCCCGCCAGAAUGUGCGCUGAUAGCCCAGGUUGGAGGGUGUUGGACCGAGGUUAAAUUCUUAGACACCCUGUCCUAGGCAGCUAAUCAGCCUUGUGUUGUCAUUGCGGGGUUCGUCGUCCCUUUCGGCCACGCCUCCCUCUCUGUAUUCCCUCACGCGAUUUAUCCACUGUCGAAAUCCGACAACCUGGCUGAAAUGACUGCUCCGUAACUUGACCUUUGUGGUACCUCUCACAGAUGUAACAUCCGCGUCUGCCAAGCCUGACUGAUGUGGUUUGAUGUACUACCACGCUCGGCACGCGUAAGUAAACGGGGCUGCCCAGUCGGCCAUAGCAUCCACGCCUACCUCCGGUUGCUUAGACCCUGGCCAUUAGAACUAGUUUAAUGCGGAAAGAGUGGCUGAGAUUGACACUGCACAAGUCUCCGUGCUGCUCUAAAUCAAUCCACCACCUGCCCCUAUGCAGUACUGAUUUUAGUUGAGUCUGGCAGACAAACAUGGGGCUUAUUCUGCAAUUAUUUUCCUUGCAAACAGCCUGUACUGUGACUCCGCCAAGAGUUCGCGACGCCAACUUGUUCAAACUGUUCUGUGGCUGCUCGUGGAAUCCUUGAAGAUCUCUCUGGCGCCGAUCUUUCCCACUUUGGCGGAUGAGGUUGAACUUAGCCAGAAAUCCUUGUCUUGCGCAGCCCGGCUCUUUCCUAGCUAUGAGACCGACCUUUUGCACAGAAUCAGUUGUUCGCGGUCGAAUGGACUCUCGCAAGCAGUCGAGCAGUUAAGUGCUUUGAGUAGCUGGGCGUCCCGAGGCACUGAAGUAUUGGAUGCUGUGUCAAUCGCCAACCAUCUGCGUCACGAACUCUGCGCACGCCAGCGUCCGGUCGAGUCCGAGCGGCCGCUCUGGCCUGGACCUGCUGCUAGCCCCCUCUCCAGGCUUCACAUUUCAAUGCAGGUUCAUCCUGACGACCCGGCAUUGAAAGCUUUGCAGGUUCGCUUAUUUUAUAGUAAAUUUUUUUGUUUGCUGCAAUUGUAAUACAUUUUUUCAUCAUAUCGUCCCCACCAUGACGAGAGAUAAAAGUACUUAACGGUGAUACGAGAGUGAUGUUUCACCAUGGGUUUACCUUGCAGAGCGUGCUUUUACAAGAGGUGCGUUUUUCAACUCUGUAUAGAUGCUGUUACCUCAGCCUAUUUGCUGAGGUCCGAUUGCGAUAGACGUCUUUUAUCGUACUAGGCGUGUACUUCUCGAGCUAUCACGGGUUACCCGCGUGUUGUUUGAUUUUCGUUUUUUCCCUGUCCCAAUCCCUCCUCGUGUCUCAUACCCUGAAUGUUCGUAAGUUUUGGGCAACCAUAGGUUGUAGGACCUCGAAAAUAAACCAAUAACCAAUGGACCGUGUUUUACGCAGAUGGUGGUGGUGGUGGUGGUGGUGAGAGGGGUUUUACAGGUGGGUCAGUAGGCGCGCGGGAUGGACAGUCGAAGUCAAGGAAAGGCAGGAAAUAUCUACAUUGCCAUCCUAAAACUUUACAUGCGCCACCGCUUAGCAACAAGAGGUUAGCGCGGCAACUAAAAAUAAACAAAGAGUAAGUUUUUGAAAAUGAUGGAGUUUGAAUAAGCUGCCGACGGUAAGUUUACACCCACUCAGGGAGCCAAGGUGAUUCCAGCCAAUGGGAACGACGUACGACAUUUAAUUUUUCAACCCCCAUUGCUUUUUAGUAUACGCGUUUGACUUAUCAGUAAACGAUAGCGAACCCUAAUCAGCCAAUCUCUGAAUGCAACACGAAGCUGGUGUAGUGUAAGUCCUCUCAAUUACCGUUUUACCCCAUUAAUGUUACCUGAUGAAAAGUGUAGACAGAUGUUUAAGACGUAAAGUUACGGAAGCAUGAACUGUGUAGUGGUAGCUGGCAAUGUAUACAUGCAGCUAUUGAAAAAUCAAAAUUAACUACGUGAAGACGCAGUGCAAAUAUGCAAUAGGUAUUGGAGAAGGGUAUUUUUGAGUAAUUAUUCCCAUAAAAUUACAGAUCAUUAGCCGCAGCAAACAGGGAAACUAAACUGCACCCUUGCCGAGGUGCAAAAACUGAACUGGAAAUUAUUAAUUCAGAGCAGAUUGUGCAGUACCUCAGGCCAAGCGAUUACUGCCAACUGUGCUAACCUUCCAAUGCAGACACGAAAUGCGGCUGCAAGUCCGGAAGCACAGCAAGGAUGGCUCUGCGUUCGGGUGUGCACGAUGCAGAGAGAGGAAAGCACUCAGAAUUGGCUCGGUGUUUAAGAGGAGCCGGUUGGGAAUGGGAACAAUUAUGAAGCUUUGGCUGGCACUUUUGCGGCGACUAAGUUCGAAGAGAAUGUUGCAGUGUGCCACACGACGGCUGUCGAAUGGUAUGGAAUUUGUCGGAACGUCUGCUCCGCGGCCCUCAUAAGGAAAACCGGUCAUGUUGAAGAUACCGAAGUGGAAGUGCAAGUUGAAGAAGCGCUCAUUAGCCGUCAAAAGUACAACGCCGUCGUGCCCAAAGUAACUGAAUGUUAACAUGAACAGUUUCUCGCCGCACUGUGAAUGAAUGUAUAUAUAGUCCGUUCGAGCCAACUGCCUUCUCAUACCUUUGACUUACGUCACGGUUGCAUAAAUGCCCCGUGCGGGGAAGUGUCUGCACCCGCCACUGUACAUUAAGGUGGCCGGAAAAGUACGAUCGCUUCUUGACUUUUAGCUUAAUUCAAGUCAAGUAAAUGCGGAGUGCGGGGUAGUAUCCACACCCGCCUCGCUACUGGUAGGGAACAAAAGUAUUACGGUCGCUUCUCAACUGCCUGAACCUAGGUCACAGUAGAUAAUGGCAAGGUAAAGAGUAUCGCCUGUGAGGGGGAACGUAAGCAAUACUAUCGUAUCUGAACUCUCUGAGCUAAGGGGAUGAAAAGUAAUGAUAAAUAGAGUCGCGACGGGCAACCCAAGCACUACGACCCUUUUAGCCGUCUUCUGGUUCACUCCCACGGCGCAGCUCUUUUCCGUGAGCUGUGUCACCCCUGGAAUACUAUUUCUUUUUAGGUGAUGUGCAGUAAUUUGCUUUGCCACAGUGCUUUUUUCCUCUGUGCCGAGCUUUCGUUAGUGCAGUCAUAUCAUACUGUUUCGAGAUUAUCGUUUCCGCUCAGUUCUAUAAAUUGCAAUAAACCUAAUUUAUCUUGUUUCAAAAGUGGCUUGAAAAGGAAACCAUUGGAGAGACGACUUCAUGCUUGGCAAGCCUGCUUCGCUGUGCCUCUGUCCAGGUUUUGGACUCCCCAACAACUGUCACUGGAAGUACACUAUCAGUAGGAUUGCUUUCUCCGGCUGGCUUCCCUGUGCUUUGUGCUCUUCGAGUUGCUGACUCAUCAACGCAGUGUCCGCGUUGUCACCUCUGUUUGUCUUCGGGCAACGCCUCAUUAUGCCCACGUUGUCAGAAGACCCUCGCAACUCAGCGACUGACCACAUAA